This is a messenger RNA of Carya illinoinensis, 886 nucleotides long. RefSeq names its product lachrymatory-factor synthase. The record is from RefSeq and is a predicted model, not a curated record. The transcript has a single exon. Lineage: Eukaryota; Viridiplantae; Streptophyta; Magnoliopsida; Fagales; Juglandaceae. Bases 266 to 775 code for a protein of 169 amino acids.
CACGUCAUUACUAUAGAUGAUUUUUUAUCAAAUAACAUACACAAAAAUGCUUUAAAAAAUAUAUAUAUACAACACUGCUAGGUUCCUGGCGUUUUGUGGAUGUAGCAUCAUCCCAUAUUCAAGAGCACUGGGUCAGCGGUCAUGUGGUGGUAUUUUGGUAAUAUUCCUUCUUGUCCCUAAACAGAACACCCACUAAAACCAUAUAUACAGGUUGAUUCUCGAUUGAACCGAUAGCUUUCUUAUCCAUUGUAUCUCGAACGCACACAUGGAAGAGGAAACACAGCCUUUAAAAUGGGAAGGAAAAACCUCUGCACAACUCCCCACCGCAAGAGCACAUGAAGUAUGGCCUUUCUUGGAGGACUUCUGCAACCUACACAAGUGCUUUCGUAUUGAUACGUGUUACCAUGUUGAUGGGAUCCCUGGCCAGCCUGGCCUGAUCCGCUACUGCGCCUCCACAGUACCAUCAUCAUCAGGCGGCCAAGAGGGAUCGGUGAUCACCAUGUGGGCCAAAGAGAAGCUGCUGCUGAUUGAUCCCAUCAAACGGUGUUUGAGCUAUGAAGUUAUUGAUAAUAACAUCGGCUUCAAGUCAUACGUCGCGACGAUGAGAGUAUUGCCAAUCCACGAUGAUGAAGGCGAACGUGGGUGCAAGAUCGAGUGGUCAUUCCUGUGUGAUCCGAUCCAAGGGCAGGGAUUUGAAGAGUUUAGCUCUUUUAUCGAGUCUAGUCUUCAGUUUAUGGUAAAGAAGAUUGAAGAUGCCCUCCUACCCGCAACCUGAAAUAUGGCUUUAGAUGUAUGGUAUUUAUAAUAUUAUUUCUCGAUUUCCUGCUGUGCUUUUGUUCUUAAGUUUUAACAUUUGGAAAUAAAGAACGUACAUCAUGCACCCUGA